Chrysoperla carnea is the source of this 1152-nucleotide messenger RNA. RefSeq names its product electron transfer flavoprotein subunit alpha, mitochondrial (gene wal). Lineage: Eukaryota; Metazoa; Arthropoda; Insecta; Neuroptera; Chrysopidae. Gene Ontology annotation, molecular function: flavin adenine dinucleotide binding; electron transfer activity. The record is from RefSeq and is a predicted model, not a curated record. The transcript has 3 exons. Bases 118 to 1119 code for a protein of 333 amino acids. Gene Ontology annotation, cellular component: mitochondrion.
AUUUGUACUUUAAUUUUAUAAUAAUCAUAUGGUGUCAACUAAAGUAGUACCGUAAUAUUAAAAUAGCUAGUGACAAAACGAUAUUUUUACAAUAAAAGUGAAUUUUUAAUUAAGAAAAUGUUUUCUGCAAUUAAUCGAAAUGUUUCAAAAAUUACACAACCAUUAUAUUUAUCACGAUUUCAAAGUACUUUGGUAGUCGUUGAACACAAUAAUAAAAAUGUGGCAGCUAUUACACAGAAUGCUCUUGGAGCUGCUAAGCAACUUGGUGGUGAUGUAUCAGUAUUAGUUGCUGGAACUGGAUGUGGCCCCGUUGCUGAAAUUUUAACUAAGACUAAAGGAGUAUCGCGUGUUCUUGUGGCUGAUAGUGAUGCAUUCACUGGAUUCGUCGCAGAAAGUUUAACUCCAUUAUUAGUUGCCACCCAAAAACAAUUUAAUUUUACUCAUAUUGUGGCUGGCGCUAGUGCUUUUGGUAAAGCUUUAUUACCAAGAGUUGCCGCUAAAUUAGAUGUUUCGCCAAUAUCUGAAAUCAUUCAAGUUAAAUCACCUGAUACAUUUUUACGUACAAUUUACGCGGGUAACGCACUUCAAACAAUUAAAGCCAAAGAUCCAAUAAAAGUUAUAACUGUACGUGCUACAGCUUUUCCUGCUGAGCCACUUGAAGGUGGUUCAGCUAAAACUGAACCAGCUCCAGCUGGAGAUUAUACAAAUAGUUUAACUAAAUUUGUGGGACAAGAAUUAAGUAAAUCAGAUCGUCCAGAAUUAACUAGUGCUAAAGUAGUUAUUAGUGGAGGAAGAGGUAUGAAAUCUGGAGAUAACUUCAAAAUGCUGUAUGAAUUAGCUGAUAAAUUGGACGCUGCUGUUGGUGCUUCUCGAGCAGCUGUUGAUGCUGGAUUUGUUCCAAAUGAUUUACAAAUCGGCCAAACUGGAAAAAUCGUUGCACCCGAUCUAUACAUCGCGGUAGGUAUUUCAGGUGCUAUCCAACAUUUAGCUGGAAUGAAAGAUAGUAAAACUAUUGUUGCUAUAAAUAAAGAUCCGGAAGCACCUAUUUUCCAAGUAGCCGAUUGUGGCCUUGUAGCUGAUUUAUUCAAAGCUGUGCCUGAACUCAAUCAAAAAAUAUAAAUUUUAUUUUAGCAUGUUUUAUUUUAUUUUUUU